AACUUUAUGGUUCAAAUUGAAAAUUCGAGCGUGAAUAACAAAUAAAAAUGGAUUUUUUUAAGGAAAAAUAUAAUAAUAAUACACAGAUAGAGAGAGCUCCGUAUACAAGGGAAAUCAAAAUUCAAACGCUACAGAUUUUUGAUACUCUACAUCUGCUUCCAAUUUGGGCGCACCUCACUUCCUCCGGCGCUGAAACCGCCGACUAGGGUUUUCUUUUUCAGAUCUCCGGCGGUUGUUCUUCUUCCUCCGCCUAUGGACUCGGAUUCCUCUAAAUCGCGGAUUGAUCAGUUUUAUGUUUCGAAGAAGAGGAAACAUUCUUCACCAAAUUUGAAGUCUGGGAGAAAUGAGAAAAAUGUGAAGGUGACAGGAGAAAGGUCUCCUGGAGACAAAGGCACUUUGGACAAUUACUUGAAAGCCUCUCUGGACGACAAAAGCACUACCAAUAGUGGGUUGCAGGCAAGGCAAGAAGCGUUUACAAGAAAAUUGGAUUUGGAGGUUUCUGCUUCGUCUGUUCAUGAAAAUAUAUCCCUCCGCGUGCCUAAACCUGUAAGGGCCGCAACUUCUAAUGGAGUUGAAGGGUGUUUGAACCAGAAUGGAUCUCAAAUUUUUCAUAAAGAAGGUGUUGCUAUAACUGAAACUCAUGCAACAGAUGGUUUGCUCUGUUCUAGCCAGAAAGAUAAUUCAGACCUAAGAGACUUUACCACUGGUUUCUUGUCCUUGUAUUGUAGUGGAAUGCAGUCUAUUAUUGGUUCACCUCCACAUCAGAAGGCAUGUGAACUGAAGCGUCAAAGCAGCUCAUCAUCACUUGCCCAAGAUACUAAAAUUUCUCACAAGAGGCGCUGUGAUUCCCAAAUUAUACCAGCUCUAGAUGAACUUGCAUAUCCUCUGGGGAGUAAGCCUGAAUCACUCGCUAGUGUUGCUGAUAAAAGAGAUAAAUCUUUUUCAGACUCUACAAAGAAGAUUCCGAGCAAUGAACUUGUUGAAAUUCCAAUGGGCUUGAGAAAGUGUACCAAGGCACCAGAAUCGUCUACUCAUCUAAAUGAAUGCCACACUCCUGGAUUAGCCAUUAAAUCAUGUCCUGUUGGAACCCCAAAGUCAGGAAGUGGCAGCUCAAUGUUCUCACCUGGAGAUGCUUUCUGGAAUGAAGCAAUUCAAGUUGCUGACGGUUUGGCAAUUCCAAUUGAGAACUCUCGUUCCGUAGAAGUUAAAGAUGGAGGUGAAUAUGGAACUAUUCUUUCAUGCAGCAACAAAACAGAUCAUUGCAGUGAAAAGUUAAAGAGGAGUUUAGAUAUAGAUGAAAGCAGGGUAAAGGAUAAAGAAGCCAUUGGUUUUUCAAAGGUUGUAGAGAAGCAUGGGAGAGAUUUUAAGAAAGAAGUGUCGCCGCUUCCUGUCAAGAACCUUGAACUUUUGUUUCAAGAUAAGAAAACAAAUGGAGGUAACCGAGAGCGAUUUACUUCAUUUGAUCAAAAUAAUAGUACUCUAGGAAUCAGCAGGAUCUCGGAAUCUGUUUUUGUUGAUGAUAAAGGAUGUGAAACUCUUGAUAUUGCAAAUAAUGUUGAGGCAAAUAAUAUCUUGAUAGGCAGGGUGUAUCCAGAACCCGAAGAAAAUAAAGAUAUAUUGUGCGAGGAAAAUCAUCAUGAAAGAUCUGGUUCUAUGAUAGGCAACAUUAGGAAAUCAGUUGAUUCUAGUGAAUCUGAAGAAAGUCAUACUCCUUCAAGCUCUCAUCGUAACAAAGAUGGUUUAAAUCUUAGCACUUGGCUUCCCUCAGAAGUUUGCAGUGUAUACAACAAGAAAGGAAUAUUUAAACUCUAUCCUUGGCAGGUCGAGUGUCUUCAGGUUGAUGGUGUUUUGCAGAAAAGGAAUCUGGUAUAUUGUGCUUCUACAAGUGCUGGUAAAAGUUUUGUUGCGGAAGUCUUGAUGCUACGUCGGGUCAUAACAACUGGAAAAAUGGCAUUGCUUGUGCUACCUUAUGUAUCCAUUUGCGCUGAGAAGGCAGAACACCUUGAGGCCCUUCUUGAACCACUUGGUAAGCAUGUUCGUAGUUACUAUGGAAAUCAGGGUGGUGGAACACUUCCUAAAGACACUUCUGUGGCUGUCUGCACGAUUGAGAAGGCCAACUCUUUGAUAAAUCGCUUGCUUGAAGAGGGUCGUUUGUCAGAACUUGGGAUAAUAGUUAUAGAUGAGCUACAUAUGGUGGGUGACCAACAUAGGGGUUAUCUUUUGGAACUUAUGUUGACGAAACUUCGUUAUGCUGCUGGUGAAGGCAGUUCAGAAUCAAGUAGUGGUGAGAGUUCAGGGAAUAGCAGUGGCAAGGCUGAUCCUGCUCAUGGCCUACAAAUUGUGGGUAUGAGUGCUACAAUGCCGAAUGUUGGAGCAGUUGCUGACUGGCUUCAAGCAGCUUUAUAUCAAACAGAGUUCCGACCAGUUCCGCUAGAGGAGUAUAUUAAAGUUGGUAGCACUAUUUACAAUAAAAAGAUGGAAAUUGUGAGGACUAUACCAAAAGCUGCUGAUAUGGGAGGAAAAGACCCGGACCAUGUAGUUGAGCUUUGUAACGAGGUUGUUCAAGAAGGCAAUUCAGUGCUGAUAUUUUGUUCGAGUCGAAAAGGAUGCGAAUCAACUGCUAGGCAUAUUUCAAAGUUCAUUAAAAAGUUUCCCAUAGACGUUGAUGGUGAAAAUAGUGAGUUUAUGGAUAUCAGAUCUGCUAUUGAUGCCCUGCAAAGGUCUCCGUCUGGAGUAGAUCCUGUAUUGGAAGAAACUCUUCCCUUUGGGGUUGCCUAUCAUCAUGCUGGUCUUACAGUAGAAGAAAGAGAGAUAGUUGAGACCUGUUACCGUAAGGGUCUCGUACGUGUCUUAACAGCUACAUCCACUUUGGCGGCUGGGGUUAAUCUGCCUGCAAGGAGGGUAAUUUUUCGACAACCAAUGAUUGGCCGUGAUUUUAUUGACGGAACAAGGUACAAGCAAAUGUCUGGGAGAGCUGGGCGGACUGGGAUUGAUACAAAAGGAGAAAGUGUGUUGAUUUGCAAACCUAGAGAAGUCAAGCGAAUAAUGGCUCUUCUUAAUGAAACCUGCCCACCACUGCAGUCUUGUUUAUCUGAGGAUAAAAAUGGAAUGACUCAUGCAAUUCUAGAAGUUGUGGCAGGUGGAAUUGUUCAGAGUGCCAAAGAUAUUCAUCGCUAUGUUAGGUGUACACUUCUCAAUUCUACAAAGCCUUUUCAAGAUGUGGUCAAAUCAGCUCAGGAUUCGCUUCGGUGGCUGUGCCACAGGAAAUUUCUUGAGUGGAAUGAAGAGACAAAGUUAUACACUACAACACCCCUUGGACGUGGAUCUUUUGGCAGUUCACUCUGCCCCGAGGAGUCACUUAUAGUUCUGGAUGAUCUUUUACGAGCACGUGAAGGACUAGUUAUGGCAUCUGAUUUGCAUUUGGUCUACUUAGUCACACCAAUCAAUGUUGGUGUUGAACCAAACUGGGAAUUGUAUUAUGAACGGUUCAUGGAACUGUCUCCUUUAGAGCAGUCUGUUGGCAAUAGAGUUGGAGUGGUCGAACCUUUCCUGAUGCGCAUGGCACAUGGUGCAACAGUUCGCACUAGAAACAGACCACAUGAUGUAAAUAAAAAUUUGCGUGGAGAAUUUGACAAUCGGCAUGGUUCAACAAGCAUGAAGACGCUUUCAGAUGAACAAAUGCUUCGAGUGUGCAAGCGAUUUUUUGUUGCUCUUAUUUUGUCAAAAUUAGUUCAGGAAGCUUCUGUGACUGAGGUCUGUGAAGCCUUUAAAGUGGCUAGAGGUAUGGUUCAAGCGCUACAGGAGAAUGCUGGAAGGUUUUCUUCCAUGGUUUCAGUGUUCUGUGAGAGGCUUGGAUGGCAUGAUUUGGAAGGCUUAGUUGCCAAGUUCCAGAACCGUGUUUCAUUUGGUGUCAGAGCUGAGAUUGUCGAACUUACUAGCAUUCCAUAUAUAAAGGGUUCAAGAGCUAGGGCGUUGUACAAAGCUGGCUUGCGUACAUCUCAAUCGAUAGCUGAAGCAUCCAUCCCUGAAAUUGUCAAAGCUCUCUUUGAAUCUUCAGCGUGGGGUGCAGAAGGUGCAGGACAAAAAAGGAUGCACCUGGGAUUAGCCAAGAAAAUCAAGAAUGGGGCACGCAAAAUUGUUCUUGAGAAAGCAGAAGAGGCGAGGGCUGCUGCAUUCUCUGCUUUUAAGUCACUCGGUUUGGAUGUUCACGAGCUUUCAAAGCCCUUGCCAUCUGCUCCUGCUAGGAGUCCCAGUGGACAAGAAACUACUGAAAAAGACAUUUCUAGAGGCUCUGUUGGUCCCAAUGAAUUACAACAUGUUCCAGGAAAAUCAAGCACAGAGGAGCACAUAGAAUGUGAAAACUUUGAUACCGAUAAUCACAGAGAAAAGCCAAGGAAAGUAUUAGGUGCUACCUUAGGGGUUUCAUCAGAAGUUAACUUGAACAGACGUCUUCCUAAUUUUCAACCUAUAGGAACUACAGUCGGCACUAAUGGGCUUAAUGCUGUUAGUAUUCUUUCCAGUGAUAUUUUCCCUAUCCCUGUUUACAAUGACAGAGAGAUAAAAACUAAGGACAAUGUUGAUCAGCAUUUGACUAGGAAUUCGCAUAUUCCUUUGAGUAAUAAGGAUGGUACAGGUGAAAAGGGUCCAAUAACUGCAGGAAAUAUUAGUGGCGGAUUUGAUUCAUUCCUGGAACUUUGGGAAUCUGCUGGCGAAUUUUUCUUCGAUAUCCACCAUAAUAAACUACAAGAUUUGAAUUCCCGCAUCUCUUAUGAGAUACAUGGAAUUGCUGUCUGCUGGAAUAGCUCCCCCGUAUACUAUGUCAAUCUUAAUAAAGAUCUUCCCAACCUGGAAUGUGUAGAAAAACAAAAGCUUAUCGAGGAUGCAGUUGUUGGAAAGAAUGAGGUUUUUGCUACCCACAACAUGUUUGAUGUUAUAAAAUCUAGGUGGAACAGAAUCAGUAAAAUAAUGGGCAAUGUAAGUACGAGAAAGUUCACAUGGAAUUUGAAAGUCCAGAUUCAGGUGCUUAAGAGUCCUGCUAUAUCAAUCCAAAGAUGCCCUCGCCUGAAUCUUGCAGAAGGGAUCAUGGAUCUUGAGUUGGUUGAUGGAUCUUGGCUAAUGUUGCCUCCGCUUCGCAUAAGCCACACCAUUGACAUGAGUAUUGUGACAUGGAUUCUUUGGCCAGAUGAGGAAAGACACUCAUAUCCAAACAUUGAUAAGGAAGUAAAGAAAAGACUAUCCCCAGAGGCAGCUGAAGCUGCUAGUCGCAGUGGCAGGUGGAGGAAUCAGAUCCGAAGGGUUGCCCACAAUGGCUGCUGCAGACGGGUUGCUCAAACGAGAGCCCUUUGUUCAGCUCUUUGGAAGAUCCUUGUUUCUGAAGAACUUCUUGAAGCACUGACAACCACUGAAAUGCCGCUGCCAUCUGUGACUGGUUUUCCUUUUCAGAAUUUUUUUAAUUUGAUGGUUAAUGUCCUUGCAGACAUGGAGCUUUGGGGUAUAGGCGUCGAUAUAGAAGGAUGCCUUGGGGCACGGAAUAUAUUGCGGGAUAAACUGCGGUCCCUCGAGAAGAAAGCAUUUGAAUUGGCUGGCAUGACAUUUUCGUUGCACAACCCAGCUGAUAUUGCAAAUGUGUUGUUUGGACAGUUGAAGUUGCCCAUACCGGAAAACCAAUCUAAAGGGAAACUUCAUCCAAGUACUGAUAAGCACUGCUUGGAUCUUUUAAGGAAUGAGCAUCCUGUUGUCCCAAUUAUCAAAGAACACCGCACUUUGGCAAAGCUCUUAAAUUGUACACUUGGAUCAAUUUGUUCACUUGCUAAACUACGCUUGAGCACGCAAAGGUACACUUUGCAUGGCCGCUGGCUUCAAACAUCAACAGCAACUGGGCGGCUUUCCAUAGAGGAGCCUAAUCUCCAAUCUGUUGAGCAUGAAGUAGAGUUCUUAUUGGAUAAAAAUGGAAAGGACGUAAAUUCAAAUGCUGAUCGUUGCAAAAUAAAUGCACGUGAUUUCUUUGUUCCUACUCAGGAUAAUUGGUUACUCUUGACGGCAGAUUAUUCACAGAUAGAGUUGCGACUUAUGGCACACUUUUCUAGAGAUUCCUCGUUGGUUUCACAGCUUAGCCAGCCAGAAGGUGAUGUCUUUACAAUGAUAGCUGCAAAAUGGACUGGAAAAGUCAAGGAUUCUGUUAGUCCACAUGAUAGAGAUCAGACCAAAAGAUUGAUCUAUGGAAUCCUUUACGGAAUGGGUGCAAAUAGACUCGCAGAACAGCUUGAGUGCAGCUCAGAUGAAGCCAAGGAGAAAAUUAGAAGCUUUAAAAAUUCUUUCCCUGCAGUCACCUCUUGGCUAAACGAAACAAUUUCAUUUUGCCAGGAAAAAGGAUAUAUUCAGACUCUCAAGGGAAGAAGGCGGUUCUUGUCAAAAAUAAAAUUUGGGAAUGCCAAAGAGAAAUCUAAGGCUCAAAGGCAAGCUGUAAAUUCCAUGUGCCAGGGAUCUGCUGCUGAUAUAAUCAAGAUUGCAAUGAUAAACAUCUAUUCUGCAAUUACUGAUGAUGUCGAUAGCGCAACAUCUAGUCCUUCAACUGAAAGCAGGUUUCACAUGUUAAAGGGACGAUGUCGAAUUCUUCUACAAGUACAUGACGAACUUGUGCUGGAAGUUGAUCCUUCUUAUGUAAAAGAAGCUGCAACAUUGCUACAAACCAGCAUGGAAAAUGCGGUUUCACUUGUAGUCCCUCUACAUGUGAAACUAAAGGUUGGGAAAACAUGGGGCUCCUUAGAACCGUUUCAGGCUGAUUAAGUAAGACAUGAGCAAAUUUUCUAUUAAGUCUUUAACUUCUAAUCGAAGAUCGUCGGAUGGUUAUGAUGCAUAAAAAAAGUUCCAACAUCGAUGGCUUGACUCGAUGCUAAGCUCUGAUUCAUGUACAUGAAGUGAUGAAGAGAAAUGAUCUGACGGUCUUAUUUGACAUUCCUUGCCUGAAGCUUGAGACAUGGAGAUGGAUAUGACACAUGAUAAGAGUCGAAAAUUCCAAAGGGAAUUACUCUCUUGCUGUGUUCUCAGGCGGCUCUUCUUAUCAAGCUUCGUAAGAAGAGUCUAUGUAAAGUUGUAACCAAAAAGAGGUAACUUCAAAAGUUUUACUGACAGUGACUAAAAAUCGUAGAAAGAUUAGGCAAAGUAAUUUCACUUUUUGAAUGUAAAUAGUAUACCUACCAUUUUUUUUUAUAUAUGUAGUCAUGGUUCCAAGGGAGUAAAUAUAUGAGUUCAUAA
This is a messenger RNA of Capsella rubella, 7254 nucleotides long. RefSeq names its product helicase and polymerase-containing protein TEBICHI. Gene Ontology annotation, molecular function: ATP binding; DNA-directed DNA polymerase activity; DNA binding. The record is from RefSeq and is a predicted model, not a curated record. NCBI's taxonomy places the organism in Eukaryota, Viridiplantae, Streptophyta, Magnoliopsida, Brassicales, Brassicaceae. Gene Ontology annotation, biological process: double-strand break repair; DNA-templated DNA replication. The transcript is spliced from 27 exons. Bases 253 to 6786 code for a protein of 2177 amino acids.